Molecule: messenger RNA, 988 nt
Organism: Lutra lutra (Eurasian river otter)
Lineage: Eukaryota; Metazoa; Chordata; Mammalia; Carnivora; Mustelidae
Product: wiskott-Aldrich syndrome protein homolog 1-like
Exons: 4
Coding region: 272-988 (238 amino acids)
Source: RefSeq, a predicted model, not a curated record
AGGCCUCCCAGGGGCUGUGGGGAGGCCGUGUGGGGCUCACUGUAUAGACAGGGCACGGGGUGGAGGGUGAGCCUUGAGCAGCUGGGGGAGGGGCGCCCUCAGGGAGCUCUGGUGUGAGGAGGAAGUCGGGUAAGGAGCCCCCAGGCAGGGGUGACCUCACUUCCCUGACGACAGAGCCCAACGGAAUUGGAACCCACGUAUCCAGGCACCCACAUUCCAGAGAAAAGCCCCCUGCCCGGCUCAUUUCCUUGGACAACCUCAAGGAAGCGACAUGUUCUUGUGCUGCCUACCGAAGUCCAGAGGACGCGGGCGGAGGAGAGCUCGCCCGCCAAACACGUCGCCUCGCUGGGGAGGUCGUGUCGGGGCUCUCCGACGCCUCUGGCCCUUUGGGAAGAAGAAUCCAAAGGCCACGGAUGAAAGAGGAAGGAGGCGGGAAGACACGCACUCCUCCCUGACCCCGGAGUCCCCGGUCCUGGGAAGGCCUCCCGUACCUCCCAGACCACUGCCCGCGGUACUCCACUGGACUGCGUUCCGGGACACGGAGCCCACGGAGGCCACGUCCGAGGCUACUCCAGCGGAGGAGCUAGACCCACUCCCAACUUCAGCAACUCCCGAGGGGGACAUGGUGCCUGGAGACACUUCGGCAGGAGACCGGGAGCCAACAGGCGACGGGGCGCCUGCCCACGGAGAUGCUGAUGCUGUCCACGGAGAGCUGGCUCCUGCUCCUGCUCCUGCUCCUGCCCCCACCCCUGCUCCUGCCGCUCCCCCUUCCCCUGCCCCUGCCUCCCUGACCCUGACCCUAACCCUGACCCUGACCCUUACACUGACGAUGACCCUAAACCUAACCCUAAACCUAUCCCCGACCCUGGCCCUGGCACUGAGCCUGACGCUAACCCGGGCCCAGACCCUGACGCUGACCCUAACCCGAACCCUGGCCCUGGCACUGGCCCUGGCCCUGAGCCUGACCCUAACCCUGGUCCUGACCUGA